AUGGCUCGAGCCACUGAUGAAGGCAUGCAAAUGCAAUCCAGUGACGGGAGCUGAAAUCUCCGCGCGCUAAUGGAGGCUCGUGCGAAGAGGCGAUGUGUUUAAUUCGACUUGGAGGAAGGUGGAAUCACCUCAGCGGUGUGUGAAAGAGGGAGAGAGAGGCGAGCGGAGCGGAGAGGAGGGGAGGGGGCGGGGGUGUAUGGACCUCGCUGGCUACGGGACCCACAGGCACCCCGAUUGUGCUCCGCUCUCAUCAUUCUUGGAGGUGAGGACAAAAGAAAAAAGGGGAAAUCGGAAGAAAGGCCCGGGAUCUGAGUGUCGUGACGGGCCCCCCGACUUCGCCGCCGCUGGUCGGGGUUGUCUGGACUCAAAAGGCUGAAGGAAAAGCGGCGGAGCGGUCGACUCUAGACUGGGGUUUCCUGCCACAGCAGCGGGAUUGUCACAAAACAGCCUUUCACCCUCCGAGGGGCCUUGUAUUGCUCCGUUUUUCAGAGUUGUGAAGGCAUCUGGUCGGCAGCUCAUGGAACACGAACUUCUCUGCAUGGAAAUACUGAAGAGAAACAGAAAACCGGAGCCUGAAUUGACUGAACCUGAAGUGGAAUAAAUGGAUUACCCUCCUUUUGGAAAAUUGUUGCCAUGGAACUAGGUAGAAUGAAAUGAUGGUUGAUGGAAAAAAACAAAGGUAAGACGGCUAAAUGCUGAAGACACAGGAAGGCACCGAGAAGAACCCGAACACAUUCAAGGAAAGAACAAUUACUCUGUAGGGACCAAAUGCUUCUACAGUCCAAAUGAAUGCAUGCAGUAGCAAAAAAACUAGAAACAGUAUUCAAAAGGGAACGACCAAGAAAAAGAGUCGCACUCCUCGCCUCAGAGCCGAUGAGAAUAUCCAUGGAGGGUUGGCCUCUGGGAGCGCUGAGUGAGGGUCUGUACUCAGACCUGUUGAUUCCGUUACUGGAGUUUUUGUCUCACACAGGUGUGAGUCAGUGUCCCGGCAAACGUACACACAUGUUGACGAACUGAAGGAUUGCUGUGACGGAGCGCAGUCUCGAUGGUUUUAUUGAGAUUUAGCUGUUUUUUUUUUUUCCUUUCACGAGACGCUAUUGGAUCGCCGCUCGGUUUAAUCCCAAAAUAGCUCGGCUUGCUUGAGCUGUUAUUAUAGUGGAGUGUAUACAUGUUAAGACAUUUAAGGUUUAAAAUCUCACUCGGUGAUGUGGCAGUCGUCCAUGAUAUUGCCUGCUCGGUGCCAAACGGCUUCAGCUUCGUGGGAAUGACUGCUCAUUUUUAAUCUUGUAUUUUUCUGAAGUAGAAAUCUGCUUCACUACAUCUCUGAAUCUUUUUCCCUCUUUUUCUUUUUUCUUUUUUUGUUAGGAAAAAAGUCUGUUUUUUUUUGUUUUUUUUAAGACCCAGCUGUUAAGUGAACCUGAUUUUGAGGGCAAACCAUCAAGAUCACAUUGAAAAAGAAGAUUUUUUGCAAUUUGGCCUUCUCCUUUGUUGCUCAGAUCAUCGCCUGUUUAACCUCCCCAUCCACUACAGACACUACAAAAGGGUGAUUGUAACAUCUGCCAUAAAUAUAUAUAAUUAUAUAUAUAUAUAUAUAUAUAUAUUCCUUUGCUUCAGCUCUUUGGUGGAUUUCAAAAGAAAUUCCUUGUUUUACUGCCAGGCCAUAGACUCUCUAUUUGUCAUUUAUGCUUACUGCCACAAGCCUUCCAGCUUCUCAUCAUAAUCAUUCCCUGAUAUAGACACUGACAGAUAUUUCCGUUUUUAAUCCAGACUUGGAAAAACAAUGCAGAAUUUUUCUAACAGUCCAGCUCCCCCGUCUCUCCCCCCUGCCUUCAGUGGGAGGGGUGGAGGCGGACCUCCGUAUCCCCCUCAGCCAGCAGAGCCCCAGAUCUCCCCGAGGAUGACGGAUGAUUACGCGGGGAUGCAACAGCAGAGCCUGCACAGAGCCCAUCACCACCCGAGUCAAGCCAGCCACAUGCUUGCUUACAGUGCGAGGAGCAGAGGAGCAGUGGAGCCACCGCCAGCACAGGGUAACAUCCACAGCGGCAGCAGCAACAACCCCUACAGGAAGGAUGCCAUGGAUUACUAUUUUUCAAUGGGUGGGAAGGACAGGCACAGAAGGGGAGGUAUGGCCUACGGGGGAGGCUUCGGCUACCCUAACAUUGACGGACAUAUACCUCACCAGUACCGGCAUCCUGGAUCUAGCGCUGCACCCACAUCUGGCCUGAUGUCACCGUAUCCAGUAGACUAUGGCUCUAGCGCUGGUUCAGGCGCAGGUGCUGGAGCGUUCUCUCCUUCUCAUCAGUACAAUAUGAGUCAGAACCCUGCAAUGCAGUCAGUGCCAGGUUCUCAGAUGCAACACCGCCAGCAUGGACAGACCUUCCCAGCUGUUCACCACGGACAACAGCAUAGGACCUAUCCCCACUCUGGGCACAGAAUGACCCCACAGUACCCACACUACUCUCCACAGGGUGGAGCAUCCACAGGGUCAUCAGGAAUGUACAGCCCCCCUCCGCAGAGAUAUCUCGACGGGGCUGCCAGCACUGGGUUUGAUCCCAAAGUCAACAGCUCUCCCAGUGUCAACUCCAGUUCAAACUCAAUCUCCAGUUCAGUUGCUGCUAACAAUGUGGGGCCAAUGGAGAAUGUCCAGCAGAGCUACCAUGCUUCAACCUAUCCAGGAUAUUCCCCGCAGACGCAUUCACUUCACAAGCAAGCCACACUACAGCACCGCAACUCGCAGCACAAUUUAGGAGUAGGUUAUGACAACUCGCUCAAGAUGCAGCACCAGGGACCGUCUCCAGGCUCUGUAUAUGCUAAACUUCAUCAAGCCUCUAAUCCCAGUAUACCUCAGCCAGCAUCUCAAGAAAUAGCCAAAUCCCCAAUGCAUCCGAAUGCGCAGCAAACUCAAAUUAACCAAAACUUUAGCCCGAUUUCCAACCCUUCUCCGGCUGCCUCGGCAGUGCAUUCCCCCAGCUGUAGCUCCUCUCCUUCUCCUUUGAUGGGUGUCUCAGAGGUACAUGGAAACCCCUCAGGUCAUGGUCCUUCACAUCCUCCUACAUCGAACCCCCGUAGCAGCCAUGGUCAUGGUCGAUUACUGCAAACCAUGCCUCAGUUAAGUCCCACACCCAACUCAAACAGCAGCAUCAGUAGUUGUGGUAGCAGUGGCAGUCAUAAAGCUCACAGCAUGAGCGCAGUUGGCGGGAGCAAUCUUCCUCCGACGGGCCGCAAUAAAAUGAAUCUAGGCACAGGAAUUGGAUCCCGAGAGGAAGGCUCCUCCGUUUAUUCAUCUUCUUCACAUGACAAAAUGCAGGAUGCUGGCCUGAAUAGUCUUAAUGCCUUGAGCUCACAAGUAGCCAACUUACCAAACACAGUUCAGCACAUGCUCCUCACUGACACCGUGCUAUCGCAAAAGAAGAAAGAUGGCGGGCUGAUGCAACAGGCGAUGCACGGCGCGCCCCCGUCGCAGCCGAGGAGUCGAAACGCAAGCGCGGCCUCGAGCACCAGCACAGUCAAAGAUGCAGUGGGAGUCGGUGACGGCGCCAGCUUAGAUGUUGGUGCUGAAGAGGACUCCUCGCUGAUGUCGUCGGGGACCAAGGUGGAGCGCGAGGACCAGUUUUCUGAGGGAGAACACGGGAGGGUGAGGCAGAUGAGCGGGGCAAGCAGUGGCUCUGAACCAACUGGCUACCACCCCUCGUCACAGCAUCAAACCCAACCACAGACUGGACAAGCAUCGAAUGAUAAAACGGUCGCAUCUGAGUCACCAUCAAAACAACCAGUUGUCUCCGAAACAAAAGCAAAUGAAGCUCACAUUCCCUCCUUAUCGUCAUCUCCAUCCUUUGGAUGUCAGCCAUCAGAGACUGGCCCAGCUUCACAUUCAACACCUCCAGUUUCCUCGUCCCCCUCAUCCACCUCCUCCAGUAUUCCUCCUCCCCAGCCAAACUGUGUCCCAGAGCCUGGUUUGACAUAUAACGACCACAGGGCUGGCCAUAGGAAGACAACAGAGAUUAAAAAUGAAGUCAUUAAAGAUGAAAGUGAAGGCUCAGUUGAGAAAACAGAGAAAGGUGGUGGCCAGAUGCAACGGGAGGGAGAAGUCGAUACACAGAAUGGUCAGGACAAAGAAAAUAGGCUGCACUCUGCAUCCAGAUUACACAAUAAUGAGAGGGAAGAAAAGCACACAUCUGAGGAGCAGCAGAAUGCCGGCAGUGUUGGUGUGAUCGUCUCAGCUCGGUCUGAAGGAAGUCACACUGACAAAAGUAAGCAUCCCCAAGACAACUGUGUAGAAGAGAAACCGCCACACACUUAUUUAAGAGAGUCGAGCAGUCAUAACGGGGAGGAAGGAGUGGAUCUGAGUCUGUAUUCCUCCCAUCAUCAGAAGUCAACCUUCGGACGGCCUCAGAACCCUCCACAGUCUGGUCCACAUAAAUACGGAUACCCAGAAUCAGCAUAUGGCUCAGAUUUAUCCAUGAAGAACAAAGGGAGGACUGGCCCAGCGGGUGUGAUGGAACCACAUCCAAGAUAUUUAGGGUACCAACAAUCACAAGCUGCUUAUGGCCACGCACAUCCCAAAGAUGUGGCUUCUGUAGCAGAGGCUUUGGUGAAGAGAGGCCAAGCAGCAGGAGCUAAAGGUCAUGAGGAGAAUUCACAGAUGCAGCAGUUCCCUAGCCUUCUGCAAGAGGUUCUUCAAGGUUAUAAUUUAGACAGACGUUAUGGGAGACCAGAGCAGGCAUUUCCUGCACAUCUCCAAGUCCAGCAGCAGUUUCAAACCAGACUUCCUUACGGCGUGAGUGACAACGUGAGGAUGCAGAGUGGAGCUGAGAGUUUGGCUCUUUCUGCCCAAAUGGGUGGUUCUGGAAAACACCCAAAUCAGAAACAUGGCAGUGAGCCUGAUUUCACCACAGACCCUCAACCUGUAGUAAAAUCUGAAGGCUCCAGUUCCAAGAUCCUGCAAAAUGCUGACAAAACUGAAGUAGGUGUGUCACACAGCCAUUUACAUCAGGAGCCUCAGCAGCCCCCACCUAAACAUAUCAACUUAGCCGACUAUUCUCUGCCACAGAGAAAGGCAUUAUCUAAUGUGUCCGCUCCAUCCUCUGCCGUGCAGGAGCUCCUUCUGCAAGAGCCAGAGCCGCUAACCAGCAGCAUUGGUCAAACUGAGUCUCAGAAAUCAUCAGGCUCCAUAUUAGCCCCAUCAGAGCGGCGCUCUGUCAUCUGUGAUGUGUCGCCAAACCGACGCAGCACACCAGAGAGAGACAGGGAGGGCGACAGGGAGAGAGAGCGGGAGAAAAGUCAGAGUGGAGCCUCUGUGAUUCAACAGCCAUUUUCCUCUCCAGCAGCAGCAGCAGCAGCAGCAGCAGCAGCCAAUGAUCUAAGUAAAAAGGAUGCAGGAGAGAAACAAGUGAUGAAAAUGGAAACAGCAUCAAAAGAGGCAGGGGCAGAUGUACAGGCCGAGCACCACGGCGGCGGCGGCAGCAGCGGGGCUAAUGAGGCAGACGUGGAGUAUCACCCAAAGUCUGUUCAUUCAUCAGUUGUAAUGAAUGCUGACCCCUAUAGGCGAGGCAGUGUCGAUAUCACCUCCCUGCCUUCUCAUCCGAUGAACACUAAUCCUUUAUCUUCACCAUCAAGGCAUCAGUCGUAUCUUUUAGGUGUCGAUCUGUCCACUGGCGGCGGCGCUGGCGGCACGUUUCCUGGAUAUCGAUACGGAGAUGCAAGAGAAGGCAACAUGAUGUCACGCGGCAAUCCCCACUUUCCCUCUCACCACCCCUACCACAAUCUAUCCCCUCAGCCUCAAGCCCCAAACAAGCUUCAGAUGUACCCCCACCCCCGCGGCCCCCCUCACCACCCCCACGACCUGAGCGACUGGGUGAAAGCCAUGAACAGGCCGUCCAAGGAGAUGAUGAUGCAGCCCGGCUCGUCUCCCGGGCGACACAAGGUCAGCCAGUCGGAGCAGAGGCAGAGGAUGCUCUCCCAGCCCGACAUCCCCAGCGAGCAGCACGCCAGCAAAGCGCCUCUCCAUCACCAGAGCCCCUACUACGAUAUGAAGCUGUGGGAGACGUCGCACCCCGGAAGAGACGGCGCCCGAAUGAUGGAGGGAGACGCCUACUACAGAACACAGCCGCCUCCUCCUCCCCCUCCUCCCCCUCUUCCUCCCCCCGCCCCGGUGGUUCCACACGGCCCGGUUCCUCCGCAAAUGUCUCACGAACCCGAGGUGUCCAGAGGAGCCCCAGAGGAGGCCAAGCAUCCCUGCCCACCUCCUCCACCCACCUCCACUAAGCCUCCCGCUGACAUGAACUCCACUCAGCCGCAGGUGCAGCGUCAGACUAAAGCCGGGGGUUCUGGAGACACAAAUCCGCUAAUAUUGAGAAGGAGAGUUCGCUCUUUUAUCUCUCCCAUUCCUGCCAAAAGGCAACUCCAGGACGCCUCUCAGCAGAGGGCUCCCACAAAUUCACAUCACUCCCCGGGGGCUCAGUCUGAGUCUAGCCAUCACAAUGAAGAUGACUCAUCCAGUUCAGAUAUCCCAUGUCCCCGGCUCUCCUCCCCUCUGCCAGGAGAGAACACCUAUUCACUCCCUCUGUCUCCAUCAAGUGGCAACGCCAAGGUUUUGCCUCCCAGGAAAGGACGAGGUUUGAAACUGGAGGCAAUAGUGCAGAAAAUCACACCAAAUAUUAAAAAGCCAGCAGGCCAUGCUGAUGAUGAGUCAAAUCAUUACCCAGGCUUCUCUCACUCCGAUAUACCAACAUUUAAUGAUUCACAGGACCAAGACUUAGCACAUUUCCCCAGGGUUUCAGGAGGGGAUGAUAGUUACAUGGAUGAAAGUCACUCAUUAAAUGACAUGAUUCCCUUCAGAGGAGUCGACGACGCCGGGCCUCUGCCUCCGUCUGCCUACUCAUGUGAUCCUCACCAGACGUCUCAAGUCCUCAAACAACAAGACUUUGACUUUGGACUCGGGGCCGCUGUGGCGUCGGUAUCUGGCGACAAGGAGGAUUUUGCUCUGCUCGGACCUUUGCCCCCUCCCCCGCCUCUCCCUCGGCCGGUGCAGGGCUCCCCGCCGCCCUCCUCCUCGGCCCUGUCGGACAUUCAGCAUUUCACAAACACUUACCAGCAGCUCGAGACAAGAAGGGGGGAGCAGUCUGCCGCGAACCUGCUCAGACAGAAACUUCAAGAAUCUGGCAUGGGAUUUGAUGAUUAUCCUGGCAGCGACUACUACGGAACCACCCCGCCCCACCAUAGCCAGGCUCAAGGACACAUGCUGAACAGACAGCAUCAGAUGUCCUCCGGUAGGUCCAGCCUGUCGCCACAAGACUCUAAGCCGCUGGAGAGUGUCGUGCCUAAAGGCUAUUUCCCGUCUGGCAAGAAGAAGGGCAGGCCCGUGGGGAGCGUGAAUAAACAAAAACGGGCUCAGAACCAAGUCCAAACACCAGCCCAGGCCCAAGCCCAAGGCCCGACAACACAAGUCCAGAGCACGACUCUGUGUGCUCCUCCAGCCCCACCCAUUCCAGCUGCAGCUGCCGCCACAACCCCACCCACAGUGCAGGCCAGCAGCAGCCCACCAGCCCCCCCAGCACCUCCUCUGCCAGAUGGUAAAAGCACUCCCCCGCUGGCCCCGCCCAUCCUCACACAGGUGGUGAAGGUGGAUGUCGAGAGCGAGGACACGCAGCCGGAGAUCGAGGUCAAGCCCGUGCGACGGAGACGCAAAGGGGUGAAAGACGAAGAUGAGCCGCUGGAGGCGAGAGGACGGCAGAGGAGGAGGAGGAGAGGGGCGGCGGCGGCGGCGGCGGCGGCCGCAGCAGCACCGCCACCGAUGGCCAAAGAUGACCCAGAUAGCCUCGGUGCGAACAGAGUCGCAGCGGACCCGAACAGAAAGGGGCUGUUUGUCCCUCACAUCCACGUGGAGAAGAAAAUCCCAGAGAUCGGGGCGGUGUGCACCAUCGUAAACGCCGAGGAGGACAAGAUGAAAGGAGAGCGUAGUGCAGUGGCAGGGAAAGCAGGCGGGAGUGGAAUUGAUUCUCUCCUGACCUCAGCGCUUUCCUCCCAGUUAUCUAAGAGAGACAGAGAAUCGGAGAAACGGGAGACAGACGAGGUGGAAACUACGCUUCAGUCGGGAAAAGCGCUUCCUUCAUCUGGCUAUGUUGUUUCAGGCCCUGUGGUUACGGAGACCAAUCAUUCUGGCCGCCUGCUAUGUUGUCUGUGUCAGAAAUGGGCAAAUUACAAACAUCUCGGAGAUCUCUACGGGCCUUACUAUCCAGCUGAAUAUGCUGCAAAACUACCCAAGAACCAGCCCCAGGUCAGACAAUGUCAAGCGACCACAGGCACAAACAGAACGGGACCAAAUUCAGACACAAGCUCGAACGCUGCGAGCGCUGUCCAAGACACACAAACACAAGAUGCUGAGUUUACCAAGCCCUCCACUGAGAGCGACUAUGCCAUCAACCUAGAUUCAAACCCAGCAUGCCUCACUCCUGCAGUUAGAGCCGCCUCCCCAGCUGGAAGAGAGGAAAUCACGAUGCCCGUGGCUGCCAAGAUCAGCAGCACCGACUCGCCUCCCUCCUCCUCCUCCUCCUGCUUCGCCGCCGCCACCGCUAAACCUUCUCUAACCUGGGACAUGAAUCUAGAUAUCCGACCAAUCCCCGAGCUCAAGAGAGAGCCAGACCUGGAACCCGACCAGCAGCUGGCGCCGAAACAGCUGCAGCAGCCGCCGCUGCCGCCGCCGCCGCCGCCGCCGACGGACGAAGCCCAGCAGCGACCUCAACACAGAAAGCUGACCUCUCAUCCGCGCUUUAAAAGGAGACACAAGUCCAGCGAGGAUUCCCCCAGAAUGGUGCCCUCCAACAGCAAAGCGUCGCUGCCCUUCCAGCCCCCUCCGCCGGCCCUGGACUCCCUGGGACCCUUGGCACAACUGGCGCAGCUGCCUCAGAUGCCCAUGGACCCAGAGGAGCUGUGGGUCCACGAAGGAUGCAUAGUGUGGACCAGUGGAGUGUACCUCGUCAACGGGAGGCUGUACGGCCUUCAGGAGGCACUAGAUGGCGCCAGAGAAACAAGCUGCUCGUACUGCGAGAUGGUCGGCUCAACCCUGGGCUGCUACAGUAAAGGCUGUACACUUCGCUACCACUACAUGUGCGCCAUGGAGGCAGAUUGCUCUCUGAACGAAGAUAAUUACUCGUUGCGGUGUCCGAAGCACAAGGUAAAGAAGGAGAGUUUACCCAGAGCAUCCGGCCAGCCAAGCCAGUGUACCUGGAGCAGUCAGAGAGAGGCUGAGAGGAACGGAGACGAAGAAGAGACGCAGGAGUCUGGGAGCUGUGAUUUCGGGCGAUAGAAGACUGAGAGACGGGCAUCUGUGGCAGAGAACAACAAAAAGGGAAUGUACAAUUUCUCAACAGGAAUCAUUUACAUUUAAGACAAUGGAGAAAAGAAAAAAAACCUUUUUUUAAGAGAAUUAUCGCUCUUUACGUAAAAGCAGAAAAAAGAAAAAAACACGGACGCGCAACUCGGAGGAACGGAGCUACGAGAAAAAAGACUUUAAAAAACAAAAAAAAACACAAAGUGGAACGAAACGAGACGUCAAAGGACUGAAAACUAACGGAGCUUUUCUACGCAGAACAAAAAGAAACUUCCUCUCUAGGCUCACUUUGACUUUCCAGAGACAUCCUUCAAGUGUUUAUUGUCAUCUUUAUUAUCUUUAUUUUUUUCCAGGUUUGUUUGCGUUUGAAGGGGAGCGAGCUGGGCGUCGACACCCAGACCAGAACGAAUUUUGUAUUUUAUCUUUACGAUAUUAGGAAGAUUAUUAUUCUCAUUAUUAUUUUGUAAUCCUCAUCAGUAUUUACUCAUGAAAAACGGAUGUAUCUCACUUUAUAUUCAGUCGACACAUGAAUUGGAUCCUUUUUUUUUUCAUUUUUAGUUUUUCUUUCAUUCCUGGAGAGGGAGGAGCCAGAGAGCGCUGUUGUCUGGAAUGUCAGGGUCUGAGUUUUGCCACAAAGACAUUAUUGCCUUGGAGAACGGACAUCUGUUGCCUUUCAAAAGUCGUGCGUGAGUGAGAUUGCGAGUGCGCGUGUGAGAGAGGAAAAAAAAAAAAAAAACGCCGAUAAUCUGGGUCUUUGAUUCCAUUUUUUUGGUCCUUUUGAAAAGUGUUCUUAUUUUUCAUCACUGGGGUUUUUACGGUACAGAUAGUAUUCACGGAAAAUCAGAUGGACGCAGUCUUAUUUUUCAAGUACAACGUGCAGAAGGACGAAGGAGGAGGAGGAGGAGGAGGAGGAAGAGGAGGUAUCGACUAGAGCGUGUCUGGAUGAGCUGGACGAGGUUUCAUCGGGGUGGACAUGUGUACCGGGUGCACAGGUUGAAGCGUUUUUCCGGAAACGGACUUCGGAGGGUGGAUGGGUGGACGGAGCCCGACCAAGUACUUUUGAAUGGUUUCGGCGACCCGGUUCAGUUCUGGGGGGGGGGGAGAUGCAAAAAUCCAUUCAAAAGAAGCAUUGCCAUAAAAAGUUUAAAAGUGAGUCGUACAUGGUGUUGUCUUUAUCAUUUUUUAUUGUUAUUCUUGUAAAAAAAAAAAAGGAAAAAAAAGCCGAGCUGAAAGAAGACAGUUACACUAUCGAACCCAUGCUGUAUUAGAAACCUGUCAAUAUGUAUAUGAAUUAUGAAUACACUUCAAAAAUGCUUCA
Messenger RNA from Stegastes partitus (bicolor damselfish), 10646 nucleotides. RefSeq names its product transcription factor 20 (gene tcf20). The coding region runs from base 1781 to 9304 and encodes 2507 amino acids. The transcript has 6 exons. The record is from RefSeq and is a predicted model, not a curated record. Gene Ontology annotation, biological process: regulation of transcription by RNA polymerase II. Gene Ontology annotation, cellular component: nucleus. NCBI's taxonomy places the organism in Eukaryota, Metazoa, Chordata, Actinopteri, Pomacentridae.